Monascus purpureus is the source of this 648-nucleotide messenger RNA. The record is from the annotation of a GenBank genome assembly. NCBI's taxonomy places the organism in Eukaryota, Fungi, Ascomycota, Eurotiomycetes, Eurotiales, Aspergillaceae.
AUGACGUCUACGUCGUUUCGUGAUUCGGUAAAUUCAUUAGGGUGGUCUCGACGGGAUGACGGUCCUGUUAAUACCAACUCGUCGACCCCCAUUCUCUCGAAACUGCGAUCAUUAAAUCCGUUUACGCGAGACGAGGGUUACUUGAGAUUACCUACCCAUGAAGCACCGGGGGCUCCCUUACCCGCCCCAAAUCGACGGGAGGAAGAAGAAAGCUUCUUUGCCUUGAGUCGAUGGGACCGCAUGCUCAUAUUCGUCGCCUGCAAUUUGGGCGCGGCCGUGUGCUUUGCCUUGUGCUUCUUCCUAUUUAUGGUGUUCGCAACAAAGCCUCGUAAAUUUGCCAUUCUAUGGUCUGUCGGGUCAUUACUGUUUCUUAUGUCAUGGGCUGUUCUCAUGGGACCCUGGACUUAUGCCCGGCAUUUAGUCUCGGGACCCCGACUUCCCUUCACGGCCGCUUAUUUCGGGUCUAUUGUGACGACCCUCUACUUUGCCAUUGGGCUCCGUUCAACUUUGCUUACACUCUUCUCGUCUCUAUUUCAAAUUGCGGCUCUCCUCUGGUAUCUUGUCAGCUAUUUCCCCAUGGGCAGCACUGGUCUGCAGUACAUGGGGCGCUUUGGUGCUCAGCAAGUUACCUCAUGGGUUACUAGUUGA